Molecule: messenger RNA, 702 nt
Organism: Prorocentrum cordatum
Lineage: Eukaryota; Dinophyceae; Prorocentrales; Prorocentraceae
Source: the annotation of a GenBank genome assembly
AUGGAUACGCGUGCGGUCACCAUUGGUUUCCUCAGUCGUUCGACGGUCGCCACCAUCAGCGUCCUGCCACGGGAUUGCGCUGUUCAGGAACGCCCCCGAGCCUUUUUCGUCCUCGCGAACUUCCCCCAGGCCUGCCAUUGCCUUGCGAUUGCCAGCCCCCCCCCCUCCCACAACGAGGCUCUGGGAGCCAUAUUUGAGUCUUUGACGAGCGUGUGCAUGCUGGUGUCCGUCGAACUGAACGAGCCGAAGUGGAAGUACGUGCGCGCCACGGUGGCGAAGUUCGGUAUUGCCUCCAUAGACCUCCUGGUGCAGGCCGCGCGGCAACGGGAGGAUCUCGAGCGGUUGGUGGACACAGAGUUCCUCAGCGAGGUCUACGUGGAGGCAUUGCAGAAGCUGAGCGAUCCGUGGGAGCGGCCGCUGGUCUGCUGGGCGUGGAUCAUGCGCAUCUGCAUGUCCGCCAUGGACUACAACCGCACCGCCGCGCCCCGCACCACCGAGGUCAUGAAGCGGUGCCUGGCCGCCAAAGACGGCAUGCUGGUCGGCCGCCCUGGGCUCCGCCAGAGGGCGCGCGAGGGAGCAGCAUUGGAGAAGGGGAGGCAGGGGAGAGGGGGAGCCGAUUGGAGAGUGAGUGACACGAGAUGGCGUUCUCCUCUGCCAGUUCCUCUUGCGCCAAUCCCGUUACACCAGAGCCACCAGCAGUGA